AUACAAGUCAAUCUGGCAACCCGUUUCUUAGAUACCACAGUUGUUAUGGGUUCUGGAAACAAACCUGGAAUUAAAAAUCGCGAUUAAUGUCAUCUGGACAAAUCCAGCUCCUGCAGAGACCUCUUCCUCCUAAAAACACCCCUGCACGUUAAGCAAGCUGGUUUUAAUGCAGUGAAGUCUGAGGAGUAAAAGUUUACAUGAAUUAAAUUAACCAUCACAGAUUAAUGUCAUCUGGACAAAUCCAGCUCCUGCGGAGACCUCUUCCUCCUAAAAACACCCCUGCACGUUGUAGGCUGGUAGAGUGCAGUCUUUCCCAAGAUGAUGAAAAAAGGGAGGAAACCAGUGAACACAGCAGCCAUGGCGACACACCUACGUCAAAUUACUGUCCACCCUCUACACCACUGGCUUUCUCCCGUCCUGAAACUCCACUUACACCACACAAAAUUAUUAACUCUUUUCCUUCUCGACCUUUACGAAUUUUCCCCAAAGCCCCUAUUUUGGGUUUACUGGAAGAUAAUCCUCGCUAUGCACCUCUUCCUCCAAUCUUCUGCCUAGAUGACUUCAUAAAAUCUGGCAAGUCAGAAAGUGGUACAGUCCAGCCUGGCAAAUCUGAGUCAUCGAGGUGUAAACACAAGAAGUUUAUCGAUCACUCCAUGUUGGAGCUGCACAGUGGGCAUCAGAGAGAAGUGGCCAAUCUAAUUCUGAGCUGUGAGGUGCUGCCUCCAGUAGAAAGCAGGACUCCACAAAGGCAGAUCUUAUGUGAGUUGGCUGCUCUGACCUACAUGAGGGCACGGGCAGAAUACCUGAGGCAUCUAGAAGAUAAUAGAAUUUUGUGGACACCUGACGAGAAGCUGACUGUGCACGCACACACAUCACAUGAUGAAAACCAAGUUGUCCUGAGUUCCAUUACGGAUAAACACUUCCAGGGUUUACGCCGCUCGCGAUCACCUUUCCUCACUUCAGUCAGUCCAACCGAACAUGCUGUUCUUGAGUGCAUCAAAUAUGGCGGCUCUUUCCUCAACCUUAAGGCUCAUUUUAUUUCCCAGCUGCCAGAUCUGUCUCUGCUUGUUUCAAGUCUCCUUUACCUUAAUCUGUCAUUCAAUGAUUUCAUUGAGUUUCCUUUAGAGACAGACAAAGAGUUUUUUGGAAAGUGGAGAGGUACCAAAGAUCCAGACAGGCAGGUAUGUAAGCUCAGUAAACUAGAGGUGCUGAAGUUAAGGGACAAUCCCAUUGAGGAAAUUCCUGUGGAGAUUGAGAAGCUAAUUAACCUGAAGACACUUGUGGUCUCCUUCUGCAAGCUAACCGCUUUGCCCUGCCAGUUAUACAAUCUACCCUCUCUGCAACACCUGGAUGUGUCUCACAACCUCAUUGGCCAUGUAAGCAAGAAGAUCAGGAACCUCAGAUCACUACUCUAUUUAAACCUAGAGGGGAAUCAGUUAACAGGUCUACCCAUAAGCCUUCAGAGUUUGUCUGUGUCCCAACUGAAAUUGGAUGGAAACUGGCUGUCAACACAAAACACACCACAUCACACACAGACUGGCAUUAAGAUUCACCAUGUGUGUCUAUAGCCUCGUCUACUGAUGAUAAUCCAGUAUUCCUUCCUGUUUCUCCAGUAUUCACGUUACGCUUAUGCAUUAGUAGAUGUCAGUUGUGGUUGUGUUGUUGCAUGUUGGAUUUAUUUAGGGAAAGAAAAAGUUUUUUUUUUACCUACAACUGGCCCCCAAUAAAAGUUUCCAAUACAAGUCUUAAUAAAGUCAUUAAUUUAAAA
Trichomycterus rosablanca is the source of this 1768-nucleotide messenger RNA. RefSeq names its product leucine-rich repeat-containing protein 63 (gene lrrc63). The transcript is spliced from 13 exons. The record is from RefSeq and is a predicted model, not a curated record. Gene Ontology annotation, molecular function: protein binding. Gene Ontology annotation, biological process: signal transduction. NCBI's taxonomy places the organism in Eukaryota, Metazoa, Chordata, Actinopteri, Siluriformes, Trichomycteridae. Bases 225 to 1568 code for a protein of 447 amino acids.